Molecule: messenger RNA, 633 nt
Organism: Durotheca rogersii
Lineage: Eukaryota; Fungi; Ascomycota; Sordariomycetes; Xylariales; Xylariaceae
Exons: 2
Coding region: 1-633 (210 amino acids)
Biological process (GO): protein ubiquitination
Cellular component (GO): cytoplasm
Molecular function (GO): ubiquitin protein ligase activity
Source: RefSeq, a predicted model, not a curated record
AUGGCCAGCAACCCCUACGAAGUCGAGCACAACAUCAAGGCGCCGGCGCGCCCGCCGCACCGGCGACGGCCCGACAUGGCGACUUUCACGUCGCACCUGCACCAGAUCUCGCGGGACCCGCCCGCGGCGGCGGCGAGCGACCAGCGGCGGCGGGAGCCCGCGGGGCCGACGCCGGUCGACGCGGCGGCGCUGUUCCGGCUGGUGCAGGACCAGUUCGCGACGCUGGCGGCGGACGCGCCGACGGCGGAGAACCGGCGGUUCCUGGAGUCGCUGAUCGGCGCGCUCGAGGCGGACGUGGGCGCGCCGCCGGACGCGAUCCGCGGCGUCGGCCAGGCGUACCUCGACGAGCUCGAGCGCGUGCCCCGCCGCGCGCUCGAGCGCGCCGCCGCCGCCGACGACGCCUGCCCCAUCUGCGCCGAGCGCUUCCUCGACGACCCCUACCCCCUCGUCGUCGAGCUGCCCUGCCACGGCGCCCACCGCUUCGACCUCGAGUGCGUCGGCCCCUGGCUCCAGAGCAAGGGCACCUGCCCCAUGUGCCGCGCCGACCUCACCAAGAAGAAGACCGUCGAGGUCCCGAAACCGGCCGAUGACGACGACGAGGACUUCGACGACGUGGACGGGCUGUACGGCUGA